AUGAACUACCAGCAGCAGCUGGCCAACUCGGCAGCCAUCCGGGCCGAGAUCCAGCGCUUCGAAUCGGUGCACCCCAACAUCUACUCCAUCUAUGAGCUGCUGGAACGGGUGGAGGAGCCGGUGCUGCAGAAUCAGAUCCGCGAACAUGUCAUCGCCAUCGAAGAUGCCUUUGUAAAUAGCCAGGAAUGGACACUAAGCCGAUCUGUACCAGAGCUGAAAGUGGGGAUUGUGGGUAACCUAGCCAGUGGCAAGUCUGCACUUGUACACCGGUAUCUGACUGGCACAUAUGUCCAGGAGGAAUCACCUGAAGGUGGGAGAUUCAAGAAAGAGAUAGUAGUUGAUGGACAGAGCUAUCUGCUGCUGAUUAGAGAUGAAGGGGGCCCUCCAGAGGCACAGUUUGCCAUGUGGGUGGAUGCUGUUAUAUUUGUCUUCAGCUUGGAAGAUGAAAUUAGCUUCCAGACUGUUUACCACUACUACAGCCGCAUGGCUAACUAUCGGAACACUAGUGAAAUACCAAUGGUACUAGUGGGCACACAGGAUGCCAUAAGUUCCAGUAAUCCACGUGUCAUAGAUGAUGCCAGAGCAAGGAAGUUAUCAAAUGAUCUGAAGAGAUGCACUUACUACGAAACCUGCGCUACUUACGGGCUCAAUGUGGAGAGAGUCUUCCAAGAUGUUGCUCAGAAGAUUGUUGCAACAAGGAAGAAACAGCAGCUCUCAAUUGGCCCCUGCAAAUCUCUGCCAAACUCUCCAAGCCACUCAUCUGUGUGUUCUGCCCAGGUUUCUGCUGUACAUAUCAGCCAGACCAGUAAUGGAGGAGGGAGUUUAAGUGAUUAUUCCUCCUCUGUCCCAUCAACUCCAAGCACCAGCCAGAAGGAGCUACGGAUUGAUGUUCCUCCCACUGCCAACACACCAACUCCUGUCCGUAAACAGUCCAAGCGCCGAUCCAACCUCUUCACGUCUCGGAAGGGGAGUGACCCAGACAAAGAGAAGAAGGUCCUGGAGAGCAGAACAGAUAGCAUUGGAAGCGGUCGUGCAAUCCCAAUUAAACAGGGUAUGCUGCUAAAGCGAAGUGGCAAGUCACUGAAUAAAGAGUGGAAGAAGAAGUACGUGACGUUGUGCGACAACGGCGUGCUGACCUACCAUCCCAGUUUACAUGACUAUAUGCAGAACGUUCACGGGAAAGAAAUCGACUUGCUGAGAACCACUGUGAAAGUCCCCGGGAAGAGGCCACCCCGAGCCACAUCAGCCUGUGCACCCAUUUCCAGUCCCAAAACAAAUGGCCUCUCCAAGGACAUGAGCAGUUUACACAUCUCCCCCAAUUCAGGGAACGUGACUACUAGCACAUCUGUGUCUCAGAUGGCAAGUGGGAUCAGUCUAGUCUCCUUCAACAGUCGUCCGGAUGGUAUGCAUCAGCGCUCUUACUCGGUCUCCAGUGCAGAUCAGUGGAGUGAGGCAACAGUCAUUGCAAACUCUGGCAUUAGCAGUGAUACUGGGUUAGGAGAUUCUGUGUGUUCAAGCCCAAGUAUAUCCAGUACAACGAGUCCCAAACUUGAUCCACCUCCUUCACCUCAUGCCAACAGAAAGAAACACCGCAGGAAGAAAAGCACAAGCAAUUUCAAAGCUGAUGGUAUCUCAGGCACAGCUGAAGCCAAACGCAAAGCUUGGAAACUAAACCGUGUUGGUAGCCUGCGAAAUAUAUACAGCAGCAGCAGCACCAACACCGAAGAACAAGAAGAAAACUUUGAGUUUAUUAUUGUCUCUCUCACUGGCCAGACUUGGCACUUUGAAGCUACCACAUAUGAAGAAAGAGAUGCGUGGGUACAAGCCAUAGAGAGUCAGAUCUUGGCCAGCUUGCAGUCAUGUGAAAGCAGCAAGAACAAGUCCCGCCUGACGAGUCAGAAUGAGGCCAUGGCACUUCAGUCCAUAAGGAACAUCAGAGGCAAUUCCCACUGCGUGGACUGUGAAGCACAGAACCCUGACUGGGCCAGCUUGAAUCUGGGAGCCCUCAUAUGUAUCGAAUGCUCAGGUAUACACCGAAACCUUGGCACGCACCUCUCCCGGGUCCGCUCUCUUGACCUGGAUGACUGGCCUAUAGAGCUCAUCAAGGUGAUGUCUUCUAUUGGGAACGAGCUGGCCAACAGCGUCUGGGAGGAGAGCAGCCAGGGCCAUAUGAAACCUUCCUCAGACUCCACAAGGGAAGAAAAAGAGCGCUGGAUACGUGCAAAAUACGAGCAGAAGCUCUUCCUUGCCCCACUGCAGUGCCUGGAGCUUUCUCUGGGCCAGCAUCUCCUGAGGGCUACAGCCGAGGAGGACUUGCGGACGGUCAUCCUGCUGCUUGCCCACGGGACCCGGGAAGAGGUGAAUGAGACCUGCGGAGAUGGCGAUGGGCGCACUGCCCUCCACUUGGCGUGCAGGAAAGGAAACGUGGUAUUAGUGCAGCUCUUGAUUUGGUACGGCGUUGACGUGAUGGCACGCGACGCCCAUGGAAACACGGCGCUGGCCUACGCCCGGCAGGCCUCCAGCCAGGAGUGCAUCGACGUUCUCCUCCAGUACGGUUGCCCCGACGAGCGCUUUGUCCUCAUGGCCACGCCAAACUUGUCCAGGAAGAACAACAACCGAAACAACAGCAGUGGAAGGAUGCCCACUAUCAUCUGA
Molecule: messenger RNA, 2655 nt
Organism: Indicator indicator
Lineage: Eukaryota; Metazoa; Chordata; Aves; Piciformes; Indicatoridae
Gene: AGAP1
Product: ArfGAP with GTPase domain, ankyrin repeat and PH domain 1
Exons: 19
Coding region: 1-2655 (884 amino acids)
Cellular component (GO): nucleus
Molecular function (GO): protein binding; GTPase activity; GTP binding
Source: RefSeq, a predicted model, not a curated record